GACGCAGAGCCAGGCUAACGAAUUCUGGCCGGAAGAUCUCGACACGGGUGGCAAGCUGCGAACAAAGCGUAGGCCGUGGGGGAAUCGCUACUAUGGCCCAAAUCUCGGUCUACUGGCACCAGCUGGAACCAACACGAGCGGCAGCCUAGUGAGUGGGAAGACAGCCUGGGAAUGCAGGAACUCGAUAUUAGCGGUAGGCAUGACAACAUGCCCAGGCGCAAUGUCAACCGCCGGUACGAUUUGCUGGAAGAGAAGGAUGAGCACGGAGUGGACGACGACGAGUGGGGAAUCCUCCUUCACGUUGGACCUGAGGAUCCAGACGACACCGGCGUCGUGGCACAGAACGUCCCCGGCCGCUCGCGCCGCGGUCACCGUGCUGCUCCUAAAGAAAGCCAGCCUGACCAUCGCGGACGAAGCCCACUGCCUAUCCAACCCGAAAACCGCUCAGUCAAAAUGCCUCGCCAAACUUGGGCCGAAGCAGCGUCGUAUCGCCCUGACCGGCACACCGAUAAGUAACAACUUCGACAAUUUCUACUCUAUUUUAUCGUCCCUAGAUACUUACUAGAUCCGGAGACGAUACGACAGCGCUUACCCUUUGAAGACGCCCUGAGCGCCCAUAGCGACCCGGCACAACGAGAGAUCGGAUGACAUUGUGCGUGUCAAGUUGGAAAAGACACAUACAAACAGGAGUGGGUUUGUUGUUGUCGGUAUGGUUGAGGAGUUGAUCGAGAGUAGCGAAAGAUGUCAGCAUGAAUCAGCUUGUCUAGGUCGUACAGUGAGACGUGUCGUCUGGCAACGAAUCAAAGCACAGUGUUUAACAAAAUACAGCAAAAGGCUUGAAAGGCAUUUAGUGACUAGGAUAGACUCUUCCGGUCGAAGAGGAUAGUGUCGAAAGAAAUGAAGGCGAGUAAGCCAGGUUCAUUUGACGACUCCAAGCCGCCAAACGAACGCGCAGA
This is a messenger RNA of Exophiala viscosa, 956 nucleotides long. RefSeq lists its product as uncharacterized. NCBI's taxonomy places the organism in Eukaryota, Fungi, Ascomycota, Eurotiomycetes, Chaetothyriales, Herpotrichiellaceae. The coding region runs from base 200 to 565 and encodes 121 amino acids. The record is from RefSeq and is a predicted model, not a curated record. The transcript is spliced from 2 exons. Gene Ontology annotation, molecular function: ATP binding; ATP-dependent chromatin remodeler activity.